This is a messenger RNA of Paramecium primaurelia, 789 nucleotides long. Lineage: Eukaryota; Ciliophora; Oligohymenophorea; Peniculida; Parameciidae. The record is from the annotation of a GenBank genome assembly.
AUGAAUAAUUAAUUUUUACCUGAUGAUGAUGAUCCAUAGGUUAAAGAAGAAAGGAAGAGUUUGUACAAGAUAUUUGGAAAAGAAACUUCAUUAGGAAAGGAACUCUUUGGAUUAUAUAAUGCUCAUGAAAAACCUAAAAUUAAUUAUCCUAAACCUAAAUAAAAAACAUAAGAGUAGUUAGAUGCUGAAAAGAUGAAAACCUAAAAGUCUUGUCCAUAAAAAACUGUUAUUGAUUAUCCAAAAGAAGAACCUAAACAAAAAUAAUAAUAUUAUCCUAUUGAUUUUAUUCAAAAAAGAAAACCAGAAGCUGAAAUCAGAAAGGAAAUUGAAAAAUAUUAUGAAGGCAGAAAAUUUUUCAGACCUGCUGUUUAAGGAUAAGAUAGAAAAAAAUUGAUAGAAUAAUUAUAAAGAGUAUUUAAAUAUAAAAGGGGAGCAUUACCUAAAGGUGCAGAAUUACCUGAAAUCAAUAUUAAAAAUGAUGAUGCUUUCUUAAAAGAUUCUGAAACUACCUCUAAUGCUAUCAAGAAAAUGCAUAAAAAAGACUUAUACUUUACAGGUCUAAAAUCUGAUAAUUAAUCAGAUGCAACUACUUUAUAAGGUGAUCCUUAAAUUGAAUUAGAAGUGCUAUUCUCAUCUAUUAUGAAAGAAAUUGAAGAAAGAUAGGAAUUUCUUUAAGAAAUUGAAUACUUAAAUGAACCAAAAUUGAAAUAACGAAUCAAAGAUGAAAUUAUUGAAAGGGUUGCUGAAUUAUAGAAAGUUUAGGAUUUAAGAAGACACUAUUGCAAUUGA